This is a messenger RNA of Meloidogyne enterolobii, 685 nucleotides long. The record is from the annotation of a GenBank genome assembly. NCBI's taxonomy places the organism in Eukaryota, Metazoa, Nematoda, Chromadorea, Rhabditida, Meloidogynidae.
UGAUAAUGAUGGAUCAAUUGAAGGAACCAGCAAUACAACUUCUACUUCACCAGUUUAUGUAACCCAACAAUUAAAUAAUAACAACGAUUCUUCUUUAAUUACUUCUGUUCUUCAAGAAAUUCAAUUGCCUCAUGAUGGUUCUGAUGAUUCUUUAUUUGCUCCACAAAUUGAUAAUCAAUCCAUUGCUUUACUUCAAAGUCUGCCUCCUCCAACAGAAGAAAUGCGUUAUCGAAGUCCAGCACUUCCUAUAAGGACAAGAUCUUCGCCUCUUUAUUCGCUAGUUUUGGAUUUGGAUGAGACAUUGGUUCAUUGUAGUAUUGAAGAAUUGCCUGAUGCUGCAAUGACUUUUGAAGUUGAAUUUCAAGAUCAAGUUUUCCAGGUUUUUGUCAGAGUUCGUCCUCAUCUUCACGAAUUUCUUGAACGUUUGUCAAAUCAUUUUGAAAUUGUUCUCUUUACUGCGAGUAAAAGAGUUUAUGCAGAGAAACUUUUGAAUUUACUUGAUCCCGGAAAACGAUUUAUUCGUCAUCGUCUCUAUCGUGAACAUUGUGUAUUUGUUGCUGGCAAUUACAUCAAAGAUUUGAGUAUUCUUGGAGGAGAUCUUUCAAAAACUGUAAUUCCAAUUGAGAGUUGGUUUGUUGAGAGGAAUGAUACUGAAUUGUUGACCUUUUUUGGAGUCUUUAAGUAG